This is a messenger RNA of Xenia sp. Carnegie-2017, 1498 nucleotides long. Its product is annotated as doublesex and mab-3 related transcription factor 3, truncated-like. Gene Ontology annotation, molecular function: protein binding; RNA polymerase II cis-regulatory region sequence-specific DNA binding; DNA-binding transcription factor activity, RNA polymerase II-specific. Gene Ontology annotation, biological process: sex differentiation; regulation of transcription by RNA polymerase II. The transcript is spliced from 4 exons. The record is from RefSeq and is a predicted model, not a curated record. Gene Ontology annotation, cellular component: nucleus. The coding region runs from base 123 to 1343 and encodes 406 amino acids. NCBI's taxonomy places the organism in Eukaryota, Metazoa, Cnidaria, Anthozoa, Malacalcyonacea, Xeniidae.
GCAACAGUUAAAAAAGAAAAACUUUUAUACGGUAGUAUCAUUCUUAACUCAGUUACAUAUCUGUCCUGCCGCGUCACACGCGCUGCCGACUUUCACAGGAUCUGACUUGAUCACUUGCAAUCAUGAGCUCGAACGUUGAAGCGCAAGGUAGCAACCACCAGGAAAGAAAGAGAACACCGAAAUGCGCGCGAUGCAGAAAUCAUGGUUUCGACUCUAUUCUAAAGGGUCACAAAGGAUUUUGUCGCUGGAGAGACUGUCUAUGCCCAAAGUGCAUGCUGAUUGCCGAACGACAACGAGUACUUGCUGCUCAAGUUGCGUUGCGACGUCAACAAAUGCAAGAGCUUCGCAAUCCUUUACCACCGGGCGACUUAUUUACGGCUCUUGCAAGGCAAGAGGAGAAAACUGAAGACCACUCGUCUACAGCCACAAGUCCAGCAAUUAUGGAGAAAAACCAAGAAAAGAAUGGAAUAUCCAGCCCGAAAAAUGGAGAUAUUCAAGUGAAACGCGAGACACGUUCGCCUGGGGAGAGCAGACAUUCUCCCAAUAAAACGACGAACGAUUUGAAUGAUGCAACCUCAAACUCAAGCGAUACAAUACCGUCAGAAUACGGCAGGCAAGUCCCAGGAUCAAUCUACUUCAACCGUGCCAUGUGCCCAACAGGGUGUACUUGUUCAGCGUUUCGACCCUUUACCAAUGGCGCCGCUCCAUUUCACGAUUUAAAACGCCGAAUUAUGGCGAAUGUUACGCACGAUGAUCGACCUCAAGACAUUUCAUAUCGAAGCGAGAGCUCCCAUGGCGUAAAGAAGCGACGAAUUUACGACUAUGACAUCUUCAACCGAACGCCAGUCGCAGCUCCGAUGCCAGCACUUCAAGGCUUUCCGAUAAGCCACAGGUUAUCGAACACAGAACUGCUCUUACAAAUAUUUCCAAAGAUGAAGGCCAAUGUCCUACAGCUGGUGUUGCAGGCUUGCCGUGGAGAUAUCAUCCAAGCUAUCGAUCAAAUACUUUAUAAGUACAAACCAGAUACAAUCAACUACUUUAAUUCGCCAGUCUUUCAAAAUCGAGAUUUUUCUCAAGACGCUAGCCCUUUCAAUUUUCCAAGACAUGAAGCGUAUUUCCCCGGGUUCCCAAGCCCGUUUUCUCCUUUUGGAGUCUAUCCGAAAUAUCAACUUCCCCUUGCCCCACCGUUCAGUUUGCGUCCUAAAUACCAAGAAGAUUCCGCAGGUUCGAGGAUACAGCCAUACACCAUGGAUUCCAAUAACCACGUGCCACGCACGUCAUCCACAUUCAGCAGUCCAGUCCCUCCAAAAAAGAGCGACGAAGAAAAAAAUGACAAUCAAUAAAGUUCAACACUCGAUUGAUCAUGUUUCUGCAGUCGAAAAUGCCAGAAAAAAAUGACAAAGGUUAUAUUUGAAAAAGGAUACAUUAUAGGUUAUAAUAAAAUACAACUGUUUUGUAAAUAUUAAAUAUCUCAACAAUAAAAAUGUAAAGUUAAUUA